This is a messenger RNA of Rotaria socialis, 2187 nucleotides long. The record is from the annotation of a GenBank genome assembly. NCBI's taxonomy places the organism in Eukaryota, Metazoa, Rotifera, Eurotatoria, Philodinida, Philodinidae.
AUGUCAAAAGAAACAACAUCUCUCUCAUCAAAAUGGCAACAAAAUAAUACAUCAAAAGGUAAAUCAUACAGUCUUUGGCUACGUGAAGGCAAAAAGAAGAGUACAUUCAUAUGUGCUGUAUGCGACACCGAACUAGACUAUGGCCACGGAGGAUGGACGAAUGUAAAAAGCCAUGCAGAACAGUCGAAACAUUUACGAUUUCUUAAAGAUGCUCUGAAAUCCGGUCAACUCAAAUCUUCAAAUACAACAAAAUCAUCAUCUAUCAAUGAAAGCUUACAUCGAUCAAUUACUACGUUACCCACAACAAUAAACAAGUCAUCUUAUUCGUCAUUCAGCAAUAUGUCAGAUCGACAAUUGACACAAGCUGAAAAGGUAUUACGAGCUGAAUGCUAUUGGACUAUGGCCGUAUCACAACUGGGUUUCAGUUCUGCAGCAGCACCAAAUAUACCACAACUUUUUGCAGCGAUGUUUCCUGAUAGUAGAAUAGCGGCUGAUCUAGCUAAGACAGAUGGACAACGCUCUCCUGUCGUAGUCGAUGGUAUAGUGCAAUGUUUUGUGCAUGAACUUGUUAAAGAUGUACUUAAUGCUCCUGCUUAUUCGCUGAUAUUCGAUGAAAAUACUAUCGUAGGAGGACCCAAACAGCUAGAUGUGCAUAUUCGAUAUUGGAGUGAAUAUAAACAGAGUAUCACGACACGAUACUGGAGAAGUAUUGUAUAUGGAAAUACAACAUCGGAAAUCGUUGGUCGCUAUUUGAUCGAUUUAUUGAAAGUAGAUGGCCUUGAUUUGUGUAAACUUUUUCAAUUAGGUGAAAUUAUUACAAGCGAAGAUAAUAUGAAUUCGAAUACAGCUAUUGAAAUAAUGAUAGAUAAAAAGAUUCGAAUGGAACGAGAAGCUAAAACAGGAGAUGCAGUUGAGAAAGGUUUGGUUUCUAUCGGGUCGUGUCCACUUCAUGCCAUUCAAAAUGUAUUCAUGAAUGGCUUUACAGCAAGCAAGUGGCAGAUCGACGAAAUCGUGCAUGAUUUUUCCUUUUUCUUUGCUCAAUCAUCGGCUCGUUCUCAAGAUUAUUUGAAGGCCAUUGAGAAUAUAAACAGUGGUUCUCAUCAAUUUUCAAAACAAUAUGUUUUUUCACGUUGGAUUGAAGUAGGUUCCACCGUGGAACGAAUUCUCAGACAAUGGCGUGUUCUCAUCGAAUAUUUCAUUACCUAUUUGCCUAAAGUUAACAAAAUGAUUGUAACAAAUGAAAGAUGGAAACGAAUAAAGGAGUUACUCGAGCGAAAGCAAGUUCUUGCUCUUCUUUUUUUCUUUCAAUAUUUAUAUAGACAUUCCUUUUGGAAACGUCUAAUAUGGUUGCAGAAACAACUACCAAUUGUUCAUAUACUCUAUGAAGAAUGUACUGAUUUUUUGCGUCAUGUAUUACAGUGCUUCGUGAAAGAUGAUUUAUUGUUAAACAAAACGGGCAAGCAGUUACUCACGGUUCAAUUCAAUGUAGCAACCAAUCAAAAGGCAGAAGCCCAACUUGCAAUCGGCGAGUCUGCGCGUAACAUGCUCAAAGACUUGACAAUGAUUGAGAAGAAUAUAUAUAUGAAGGAUGUGCGUGCUAUUUAUUCUCUGAUUACACGCGAUCUCUUGCGUUUGUUACCCUUGGACAAUGAUUUUUUGCGUCAUCUGCAGUUUACGCAUCCUCUAUUGAGGCAACAGGAUUGUGCUCGUACUAGUCUGAUGAUUGUUGCGCGUGACCUGCCGCAAUUUAUAUCGGAAAAUGAAAUUGAUCGAUUGCAUGCUGAGUGGCUUGUUUAUGAAAAUGAAACAAUUCCAGAUGAAUGGUAUGAACAAAAACCUAUCAACAGUAAACUGUCUCAAGUCACCAAAUAUUAUCCCAUUGAUCAUUAUUGGAAACAUAUAUUUUCACUGAAAAAUAGUUCAGGUAAUGCCAAAUUUGUUGUAUUAGGAAAACUUGUCAAAAGUGUUCUUUCACUAUCACAUGGUAAUGGCGAUGUCGACAGUGAUUUUUACGAAAAUGAAAUGUUUGUCACUGAGAAUCCCUCGCCAUUGAAUAUCGCCACGAUCAAUGGACUUCGAGCCACUAAAGAUGCAGUCAGAUUUUAUGGUGGUGGAAAAGUACAUGAAGUGAGUUUGAUUAUUAAUAUAAAAAAGCAGAUAUCUUCCAAUAUCACUCGAUGUAAAUAG